Messenger RNA from Metopolophium dirhodum (rose-grain aphid), 4145 nucleotides. RefSeq names its product calcium/calmodulin-dependent protein kinase type II alpha chain (gene CaMKII). Gene Ontology annotation, cellular component: cytoplasm; neuron projection. The transcript is spliced from 18 exons. Gene Ontology annotation, biological process: protein phosphorylation. Gene Ontology annotation, molecular function: calmodulin binding; ATP binding; calcium/calmodulin-dependent protein kinase activity. The record is from RefSeq and is a predicted model, not a curated record. The coding region runs from base 136 to 1854 and encodes 572 amino acids. NCBI's taxonomy places the organism in Eukaryota, Metazoa, Arthropoda, Insecta, Hemiptera, Aphididae.
ACGGUUCGAACGCCGAACGCGGGCCCCCUCGGUUAAAUUUUUUUUAACCAAACUACAAAACUAUAACCACACACUCACACUCACGCACACACACAUAUACACACGGCUCACGGCACACGAACACCGCACGACACGAUGGCCGCGCCGCUCGUAUGUACGCGAUUUAGUGACAAUUACGAACUUAAAGAGGAACUCGGAAAAGGGGCAUUUUCUGUUGUAAGAAAAUGCAUUCAAAAGCACACAGGAUUGGAAUUCGCCGCAAAAAUUAUAAAUACGAAAAAAUUAUCAGCCCGAGAUUUUCAAAAAUUAGAGAGGGAAGCAAGAAUAUGCAGGAAAUUACAGCAUCCAAAUAUAGUGAGAUUACACGACAGCAUUCAAGAGGAACUAUUCCACUACCUCGUGUUCGACCUUGUGACAGGUGGCGAGUUAUUUGAAGACAUCGUAGCAAGAGAGUUCUAUAGUGAAGCUGACGCAUCGCAUUGCAUUCAGCAAAUACUGGAAAGUGUAAACCACUGCCACACGAACGGAGUAGUACACAGGGAUCUAAAACCGGAAAACUUGUUAUUGGCAAGCAAAGUCAAAGGCGCUGCGGUCAAGUUGGCCGAUUUCGGAUUGGCCAUCGAGGUUCAGGGCGAACAACAAGCGUGGUUUGGUUUUGCCGGAACUCCAGGCUACCUGUCACCAGAAGUACUGAAGAAAGAACCAUAUGGAAAACCUGUCGACAUAUGGGCUUGCGGUGUAAUACUUUACAUAUUGUUGGUUGGAUACCCACCGUUCUGGGAUGAAGAUCAACAUAGAUUGUAUGCCCAAAUCAAAGCUGGCGCUUAUGACUAUCCGUCGCCUGAGUGGGAUACAGUUACACCAGACGCAAAAAAUUUAAUUAAUCAAAUGCUAACUGUGAACCCCGCUAAACGGGUCACAGCAGAUGCUGCACUCAAACACCCAUGGAUUUGCUAUCGUGAGAAAGUUGCUUCGGCUGUACACAGACAGGAAACGGUCGACUGCUUGAAGAAGUUCAACGCCAGACGAAAAUUAAAAGGUGCCAUUUUGACGACAAUGUUGGCUACAAGGAACUUCUCCAGUAAGUAUGAUGUACACGGUCGCAGUAUUGCAACCAACAAAAAAGGAGAAGGUUCUCAAGUGAAAGAAUCAACUGAAAGCAAUACAACAUUGGAAGAUGAUGAUGUCAGAGAGGACAAAAAAGGGACUGUGGACCGGAGCUCUACAGUAAUUGCCAAAGAUGCGGAAGGGAACGUCGGCACGCCGCCACCGUCACCGGCGUUGUCGUCCUCUUCCGUUGGUAGCGUGCUGGGCUGCUUCAAGAGCUCCUCGUCCACAUCUUUCGGAUCCAAGACAAAUAAUAAACUGUCUAUAGUCGUCACCGCCAACCCCCAAAAUGUCAUGGCUCAAGCACGCAAACAAGAAAUCGUUAAAAUCACAGAACAACUUAUUGAAUCGAUCAACAAUGCUGAUUUCGAAGGAUAUACGAAAAUUUGCGAUCCGCACAUGACUGCAUUUGAACCAGAAGCGCUUGGAAACCUAUUGGAAGGCAUGGAAUUUCAUAAAUUUUACUUCGACCAUGAAUCCGUUUUGACAGUUUUAGGUAAGAAUCGAGGCAUUAAUACGACAGUGUUGAACCCUACUGUGCAUUUACUUGGUGACGAUGCAGCUUGCAUUGCAUACAUUAUACUCGUACAAUACAUCGACAAACAAGGAGUUCCUAGAUCGCACCAGUACGAAGAGACCAGAGUGUGGCACAGGCGUGACAAUAAAUGGCAAAACGUACACUCGCAUCGGUCAGCAUCGGUAGCAUCCACCAGCAGCGCGUUUUCACCGUCCGCCAUCAGUAAAUAGCCGAUUACCAUCGAUAAUACAUCGAUGGUCAUACAGAACAAACGAAGAGGCCCACUAUAAUAACAAUGUUUUUGUUCCUUUAUUUCCUUUCUUUCUUUCUUUCUAUCUUGUUUUUUUUUUCAUUUUGACUGAUUUUAAAGUUGAUAAUAUCGUUAUAUUAUAUAUAUUAUCUACGGUUAUAUAUGCGCGUGUGUAUGUAUGUAUAUAUAUAUAUAUAUAUAUAUAUAUAUAUUACGAAACACGAAUAACAUAUAAAAUACUGCAGUACGGUUGAAAUUCUGUUAACAAAUAAGUGAGCAACAGAGCUAUAUUUAAAGACAUAAAGAAAAAUAGUUCAAAAUUGCUAGCCAAAAAUAUAAUACAAUAUUAAAAUGUAAUCAAGUUACAUGUGAAAAAAAAAACAAAAUUAAAACGCACUUAUAAUUAUUAUGGAAAUUCAAAAGAUUUGCACAUUAUGUAAGAUGUCAAGAUUCAUGACAAUUUUUUCAGUAAUUUUGGCGUGGGCAUGCCAUAUUUUUAACUUAUAUCCAUUUUUAGUAGUUAUACCCAUCUAUAUAUUUAAUAUAUUUAUUAUAUAUACAAUAAUAAAUAUUACUCGUAGUCAAUUAAAAAAUACCAAUUAUUUAUUAAAUUUAAUUGACUUUUUUCAAUCAUUCGUAAAAAUAAUGUAAUAUUAAUACUUCGUACAAAACGCCAAACCAACAAUAUUAUAACGUUUCUCCUAGGCCUAUGGAAAUAAUUAAAUAAACAUAAAUCAGUUGUUUCUUAAAUCUUGUCAUAACAUAUUUUAUUUGUUAUUAUAUACUAACUGAUAUUUAAAAAGACUUGCGCAUAAUAUGAAAGUAUUUUAGGUUCAUAAUAUUUUUUUUUUUUAAUUCACAAUCAACAAACAUAUAUAUUAUUACAGUUGUGUGUAUAUAUAAUAUAUAUAUAUAUAUAUACGUUCCUAAUACAUUAUUACAAUUAUUUUAUUUAAAUUAUAUUGUAUAAUUCGUAUUAUUCAUAAAAUGUUUUUUCGUAUUAACUUUUCAUACACAAAAUAUAAUAUUCAAACUACAACACAUAUCUAUCAUAUUAUCAAAUUCAUUGUUUGAAAUAUAACCAAUUGGUUCAUACAUAAUAUAUAGAAUCUGCUUAUACUUAUUUUUCCUUUAUAUUCGUUCUAUCUAUUUAAAAUAAAAUCGCGAUAAUAUCAUGUUUUUUUUCGAAGUGAUAAAUGCUUUUCAUUGUUAAAUAAAAAAAAUCAAUUUAGAAAAAAAAAUUUAAUACCUACUUAUUAUUCGUACAAUAUUUUAUAGGCGUGUACCCUAUGUAAAUUAAAUUGUAAAAUAAUUUCUUUUCUUUUUAAUUUUUAAGUAUCUUAUAUUAUAUAUUGUUCUUUCACCUCACACUUGUAUAAUACUUAACCUAUAUAAUUAUUAAAUUAUUAUUAUUAUUAUUAUUAUUAUAUUAUUAAUAUUAUUAUUAUUAUUAUUAUUAUUAUUAUUAUUCUAGUCAAACGAAAUUUUGUUUUAUUUUUAUCAUUAGGGGUUUAUAUAUGUAUAUUAUAUAUAUAAUAUAUAAAAUAUAAUAAAUUGAGUUCAAACGAUACCUGUUCUCUCUUGGACAACGACUAUGAUCGGUCGGUUACAUUAAAAAAAAUUAAUAAAAAUGGCAUACGUAUAUACUAAUAUACUAUAAUAUGUGUGCAUUUUACAAAAAUUUAAUCAUUUUUCAAUUUAAAUAAAUCAUUUCUUGGUAUUUUAAUAGCAUUUUUGAAAAAAAGUCUACAUAAUAUGAUAUUAUUAACAUAUUAUUAUAAAAAGACUGGUGCUUAUUGUGUUUACUACUAUAUAAUAAUAAAUAUUAUAUGAUGCUUUUUUUAAUAAUACAAUUUUCCUAGUAAAAUACUAUCAAUUUUUUAGCAGGUAAAUCAUAUUAUAUAUUCAGCAAAAUAUAUUUACAAAAAUGUUUAUAACGUUUUUUAAAACACAACGAUCACGUUCGCCGUUUAUUACUGUAUCAUUAUUAUUAAACAUUUAUUAUAUUCAUUUUAGCUCUGAAAUUUUGUUAUAAUUAUAAUUAUUAUUGAUUUUGAAUUUUUAUUGUAAUUAUAAUUAUUAUUAUUAUUAUUAUUAUUAUUAUCAUAGCAUUAAUAAAGAAAAAAUUAUUUCAACGAUAAAUGGAUAUAUCAGAUAUGUAGGUACAAGACGUUGUACGUUUGUACCUGUACAACAAAUAUGUUAAUAAAAUAGAAAAUGAUCGUCUUAAAUCAGGUAUAAUAAUAAUAAUAUGUGCGUUGAAUAGUUUAA